Endocarpon pusillum Z07020 is the source of this 1749-nucleotide messenger RNA. RefSeq lists its product as uncharacterized. The coding region runs from base 1 to 1749 and encodes 582 amino acids. Gene Ontology annotation, molecular function: transcription cis-regulatory region binding; DNA-binding transcription activator activity, RNA polymerase II-specific. The transcript has a single exon. The record is from RefSeq and is a predicted model, not a curated record. Gene Ontology annotation, cellular component: nucleus; RNA polymerase II transcription regulator complex. NCBI's taxonomy places the organism in Eukaryota, Fungi, Ascomycota, Eurotiomycetes, Verrucariales, Verrucariaceae.
AUGGCACAAGCUUCACCAAUAGCAAUCUCACCUCCACUGCUUGCCCCUGCCGGCAGUGCGCAGUCAAGCCAAACAGCUAUUACUCCCAAGUCUUCCGGCGACCCUUUAUCCGCUAUCCCUGCAACAUCUGGCGUUACUUCUCCACUAACUUCUCUGACCUCGAAAGAAUGGGUCGUUCCACCGCGGCCAAAGCCAGGUCGAAAGCCCGCUACAGAUGCACCACCAACAAAGAGAAAAGCACAGAACCGAGCUGCUCAAAAGGCGUUUCGAGAACGCAGGGCGGCGCGGGUUGGUGAAUUGGAAGAAGAACUCAAAAAGAUUGAGAUGGAGGACGAGGAGGAAAAAAAUGCAUUGAGAGCACGAAUCGACAAACUGGACAAGGAAGUUGAGGAGUAUCGGACCAGCUUAGAUUUCUGGAUGCAAAGAUGCCGUGGACUCGAGGCUGACCUCGCCAUAGAGAGUGCGGCGAAGGAGGAAGCGCUUCAACGUUCGAAGGAAGCAACACGAGCUACAGUAGCAAGGUCUCCGAAUGAUAAAACUCAGGGUGAACUGCCGCAAGAUGGUGAUGAAGUCACGGGUUGCGGCAAUUGCUCUUCUAUCAGCAAUUGCCGCUGCAUCCAGGAGGUCAUCAACAUGCAAAGCUUGGACCCAAAUGCUCAUCACGCAGAUGUAACAUCAAAUAAGAGACCACAUUCGCCACCUCACAACCACUCAAAUUCCAAGCGCAUCAAAGCGGAACCACUUGAUGACCUCGAGACCGACUUCACAAAUUCCUUCUCCAUGCAGCAGAGCGGAAACACCAGAGAAAGUCGCACUUCACCAUCUUCCCCUUCCGCUAGUGUUGACCCCUGUGGAUUUUGUACAGAUGGUACACCCUGUAUAUGUGCUCAGAUGCAGGCAGAAGCCGAGGCCAAUAACAUCAACAGUCAUAGCAAUGACCAGCAGAGACACACCUUCGAUCAGAAUCACACUACUUCUCAAAGUCUGGAAUUAGGGUCUGAACAACAAAGCAGCUCCUCGCUCUUCCCACGCAUAUCUCAACUCUCUCACAUCACACCUCCACCAUCAGAUACAGAUGUCUCCAUCCCCAAUCCAUCAGGCUGGCAGCAGUACUCCUCUUCGUCAUCCGAUCCCUGCAUCAAUGGGCCUGGAACCUGCCUCCAAUGCCGCUCCGACCCGAACAGCACACUCUUCUGCAAAUCGCUUGCAAAAUCCCGGGAGCAGAAAGGCAAAAUUGUCUCCAUCCCCUCACACCAGCAGCAAAAUGGGUGCUGCAGUGCGAACGCCACCAACGGGAAUGCAUGCUGCCAAGCGACCGGGCCACGCCACCAAGCUGACGCUUCGAAGAGAAGCACCGCACCAACUCGAAGGACAAGAUCUUGCAAUCAAAACACCAACAGCGAAGAAGACGGAAAAGAAGAAGAAGAAAAUGUAUCCCAACUACCAACAAUAACACUCAGCUGCGCAGAUGCAUACACCACCCUCUCACGCCAUCCUGGCUACACGAAAGCGACGGGCGAGAUGGCAAGAUGGUUGCCGAGGUUACACGCCACACCAGCCAUUCCGGCUGAUCACAUUGGCUCAUCCUCUGAGUGGCAGGCCGGGUCUAACGGCAGCGCAGCAGGUGUGGACGUCAGUGUACCUGGAAAUGGAGGUGGAGGAAUAAUGGUGGAAGGCAGACCAGCACUAGAAAUCGACGCAGCAAACGUCAUGGCUGUGCUCAGAGAAUUCGAUAGGCGAUUCACUUAA